Molecule: messenger RNA, 861 nt
Organism: Pantherophis guttatus
Lineage: Eukaryota; Metazoa; Chordata; Lepidosauria; Squamata; Colubridae
Source: RefSeq, a predicted model, not a curated record
UCAUGCUCUUGAGAUGCCUUCAAAACCCCCUGACUCUCCCCCCACCUCCCAAAGACUCUCUCUGUCUUUUUCUCUGCUGCUUCCUUGAAGGACACCUUCUUCUUACCAAGAGUCCUUUCCACUGCACCUUUGAGUGAUUCCUUCAAGUUUAUCAGAGUCAACAAAACAAGUUGAAGGACAGGAAGCUUAUAAUCAUUGGCCAGGAAGCUUGGCAGCAGCUGCUGGUGUGACUCACACAAACAGAGGUGCCCUUGGCUUUGCGUGUGGCAUUUCUGGGCAGGAAUGGUGUCCUCGAAUCUUCGAUUGGGUGAAUUUUGUUGAGUGGCCCUUAGGACCUCCUGAGAGUAGGCUUCAUUUCCAAGCUUGGUCAGCUUUGAUUUGAGAGUCACCUGGUUUGAUUCUGGGAGAAGGACAAAUGUUGGACAUCUUUAGCCUGGAGGAGAGAAGACUUCAGGGAGACGUGGCAGAUGUAUCUGAAGGAUGUCCUGGAAAGGUUGAACAAAAGUGUUUGGAGACGGUCCAGAAGGUCUGGCGCUCCAUCAGAUUAUCACCAUCACCGUCUCGCUCAUCAUGGUCAUCGCCGCGCUGAUCACGACCCUCGUCUUAAAAAAUUGCUGUGCGCAGAGGGGGAACGCCCGUCGGAAUGGCCACCAGCGGAAAAUUAAGCAGCAGGAAGAGAGUUGCCAAAACCUGACGGACUUUACUCCGGCCAGAGUGCCCAGCAACCUGGACAUCUUCACGGCCUACAACGAAACCCUGCAGUGUUCGCACGAGUGCGUGAGGACGCCCGUCCCGAUGUACGCUGAGGAGACGAUACUCUCCCCGGGAGACUACAAGACCUCCUUCAAUGGAAACAGGUGA